Molecule: messenger RNA, 10343 nt
Organism: Coregonus sp. 'balchen'
Lineage: Eukaryota; Metazoa; Chordata; Actinopteri; Salmoniformes; Salmonidae
Source: the annotation of a GenBank genome assembly
AUGUAUAAACUACAGCUGCUUAAUGUGUUUCUCAACGAAAAAUUAACCGCAGUUCCUUUGGAGAUAUCCGUGGCACUAGUUAAAAAAACGAUAGCAGAGCACCAGGAAGAAAUCUGCCGUUUGAGACGGGCGAAUGCACGUUUACGAAGACUCCUGGAUUUGGUUUUCAAACCAGAGAUAAAGUUGCAUAGAUUAGCAGAUUUGUUACUCUAUCUCUCUAUUUGAUUUUCAUUUGACAUUUAGUCGAACUUCAGUCCUAAAAAUAUGAGAGGCUUUGCGUACCACAUAAAUGAGCCAUAUACUGACAGUGGGAGAAUUUAAAAAUGUUUUGCUAAAUUCCUCGCCUCUCCUCCGCAGGGUUGCCAGGUCAAACAAAUUAUUUUAGCCCAAUAAACCCGCCCAAAAGGCCUGUAAACUAGGCCCCUCAAAAAAUCACACCCUUAUUAAACUCCCCAGAUAAUUUUCUGUUAAACUAUGUCUAUUUAACUCGUUUGACUGCUAUGAUUAAGGCACAAGGGGGUAUGGUAUAUUGCUAAUAUACCACGGCUAAGGGCUGUUCUUAAGCAUGACGCAACACAGAGUGCCCGAAUACAGCCGUUAGCUGUGGUAUAUUGGCCAUAUACCACAAACCCCCGGGGUGCCUUAUUGCUAUUAUAAACUGGUUACCAACUUAAAUGUUUUUUUUGCCAUACCCGUGGUAUAUGGUCUGAUAUACCACAGCUUUCAGCCAAUCAGCAUUCAGGGCUUGAACUAGGUUUAUAAUUGUAAAUAAAAUCCUUUGCAUAACUAUAGAUAAAUCCGACAGGAUAGUUUGAGUGAUGAGAGUUGGACAGAGGAUCUCAAUCUCUGAGCAAGAAACACUUGGAUGAACUUAAACUAAUGUUAGGCUAUUUUCCGGCAAUUGUGCUGUUAUUAUGUGCCAGAUGGGCUCCAGAGUGGCGCAGCGGUCUAAGGCACUGUAUAUCAGUACUUGAGGCAUCACUACAGAUACCCUGGUUCGAUUACAGGCUGUAUCACGACCGGCCGUGAUUGGGAGUCCCAUAGGGCGGCGCACAAUUGGCCCAGCGUUGGCCGGUGUAGGCCGUCAUUGUAAAUAAGAAUUUGUUCUUAACUGACUUGCCUAGUUAAAUAAAGGUUAAAUUUAAAAACAUAAAAAUAAAAUGUAAAGCUACAAAUCAUUAUAAAUGGCCCAUUUGCGAGAUUGACUUGUCAUUUCAGUAGGCAUAGGAUACAGAAUACAAUCUGGGUUUAUGAUUGUAUCUAACGGAUAUGGAGAAAUUUCCGAAUACGAUCAUGACAGAAGUAUUUUUUUGUAAUUAUCCGGAAAAAGGUCAUUUUCAGCUGCCAGCACGCAUCUCUUACACUCAAACAGUGGGUGGUUUCGAUUAUGUUGAGCCGCAGGGCAUUGGGCAAAGGCCUGUUACUUCAUUGGGCGAAAGCGGGGAGGGAGGAGCGCCCUUCUCAAAUCGAAGAGUAGGCUAAUCUGCGCCACUCUGUCAUUUUGUCAACAAGGUAGCAUGGUGCAUCGUCCAGAAACAUACAUCUCUUUUCUGUAAAAUAAAUGUUUUAACCUUCUAACUCGUUUUCAUUGGGAAGGCAGAUAAAGCUCAAAAGCAAUCACUUUUGCAUGUGAAAACACAGAAUCCUACUAAUUACUCCACGUGCUCUUACGUCAUUUUGUUUUGGGCGGACUUCGUUGUGGGCUUUGAACGGGCGCCUGGCUCACGCCGGGAGGCAGCCCCGUUCCAAAACUAAUGCAAUCAACUUUCACCCAGUGCAGAACACACCUACACAGAAUCUGUAGCUAGUCAUUGUUGUUCAAUCAAUCUAGUUAUUUCCUGUCGACUUUGCUGAUGCCAUAUGGUUGUUUUUGUUUGUCUACUUUGCAUUGUUUAGUAGGCCUACUUUGUCUGUACGUAUAAUUAUUCCAUUGCUGACGAUGUCUGUCAUAAUGUUGUGAUCCAAGCCAAUGCUUGCUUGCAAUGUCUAUUUAUUAGUGAUGGGUCAUGCGCACAAGCAUCGGCUCUGAGAGCCGGCUCUUUGUAGUGAAUCAGAAGAGCCGGCUCGCAUCGAGUGAGAGCCGGCUCCCAGUUUUUUGCCCAUUCGCUGCUUAGGUUUCACUUUCACAGAGGUCUGUUAUGAUUGGCCAGCAUGGCGACCAGCAUGCGGCAUUCACGUGAGAAUUAAGGAUGUGUAAACAGAGAGGGGGCGGGGCAGACACACCACUUGACUCCACUGCAAGUGAAGAGAGAGACAGAGCGGACUGAGGAGCGUGUGUGCGUCUUGCAUUGUCGUGUCGUUUAACUAUGAGUGACACUAGAAAGCGAAGCAGCAUCUGGCUGCAGUUUAAAGAUAUUGGGAACAAGAAAGCAGAGUGCCUUCACUGCAAAACGAAGGUCACUAUAAGAGCAGGUUCCACCACAAACCUGCAUAGACAUACAAGAACUGUCCAUCCUACAGUGCAGUUAGAGGAGAGAGGGCAAGCCAGCUCACCAUCUACUGAUCCUGGUGUGUCUCAUACCAGAACAACAGCUGCUGUAACGUCUACUGCCAUCCCCAUGCGUGCAAGUAUAACCUCUCCUACUGCAACUCAAAGCAAAAUAAGUCAGUUUUUACCUAAACUGAUGACCCCAGCCAAACAGCACAGUAUUGAUGAUGAGUUGGCUAAAAUGGUAGCUUCUGAUUUUCAACCCUUUUCCAUUGUGGAGGACAAAGGAAUGAAAAACUUUGUCAAAGCCCUAAAUCCCACAUACACUCUACCCAGUAGAAAAACACUUUCCCAAACAAUGAUCCCAAAACUAUAUGACACAGAACGUGCAUUAUGGCAAGAAAGGGUGACAAAAGCUCCAUCAGUUUGCCUGACAACUGACUGCUGGACCUCCAGAACAACCUGCUCUUUCAUGUCUGUCACUUGCCACUUUAUUGAAGAUUACAAGAUGACAUCUUGCCUUCUGGACUGCUUCGAGUUCACCGACAGACACACUGCAGAAAACUUGGCAGUGGAGCUACUAAGAGUGGCAAAAGAGUGGCAAGUAGAGGACAAAGUGGUGUGCUGUGUGAGUGAUAAUGCUGCAAACAUCACCAAAGCCAUAAAAGUUUUGAAGUGGACCCAUCACCCAUGUCUGGCGCAUACACUAAACCUGGUGGUUAGAGAUGCUCUGAAGGUGAUCAAAACAACCGUGGAUAAGGUGAAGGCUGUUGUGGAGUUUUUCCACAAAAGCACAGUAGCAGCACAGAAGCUAAAGUCCACACAGCGCCAAAUGGGGAUUCCUGAACUGAGGCCCAAACAAGAGUGUGCCACCAGGUGGAACUCAACAUUUGAUAUGUUGAAACGAAUGCUUGAAAUAAAAGAUGCCAUCAUCUCCACCCUGGCCCUCAUCAACGCAUCUAUUGAGCCAUUAAGCCAAGAGGAAUGGGAGCUGGUGAAAGAGGUCUGCGCCGUCCUGCAACCAUUCCAGGAGGUGACUGUGGAGAUAAGUGCAGACAGGUACCUAGAACCAUUGAAGCAUUGUUUUCUCUACUACUAUUCAGUCACUAUUAUACAUUGCAAACACAACACAUACAGUAUAAUGCAUCACGUAUAAUAUGCCACAUACUUUUAAAAAACUAAAUUCUAAAAGUUGCUGUUUUCUCUCCUUCAGCUAUGUCACAGCCUCGAAAAUGCUCCUGCUUUGCAAAGGUCUGCAGCUGGUGACAGCCGAGAACCAAUGGACAGUAACUGUGCAGAAAGUGAAGGAAUUAGUUGCAGCUCUUUGUUCAGCCAUGGACCGCAAAUUUCUGCGGAUGGAGUACAACACUGUCCUUUCAGAAACUACCUUAUUGGAUCCAAGGUUUAAAAAACUUGCCUUCAGUGAUCGUAGAGCUGUUGAUGAAGCUCUUCAGAGGAUUAGUGCAGCAGCAGCAGCAAAAUGCACCCCCAGCAGCCAGCCAGCUCCACCAUUACAGGGCCAAGUGGAGGAGGAGCAGCAAACCUCUGCUGUUUGGAGGCUUUUUGAUGACAGAGCUACAGGAGAUGCUUCAAGGAGAAAUCCGACAGCUGAUGCUAUAAUGGAGGUGAGGAGCUACCUUGAGGAGCCCCUCAUCCAGAGAGCAGAAGACCCACUGAGCUGGUGGCAGGCCAAGGCCUCAGUCUUUCCACUCCUGGUGAAGGUGAUGGAGGGGAGACUAUGUAUUGUUGCCACAUCAGUUCCUUCUGAGAGAAUCUUCUCCAAAACAGGGCAGAUACUCACGGAGAGGCGAAAUCGUAUCAGGCCUAUCAGCCCAUCCAAGCUGAGGCAUCUGAUCUUCCUGAAUGCCAACCUGCCCUGAGGACUAAUGCUGUUUGCUGGAGUUUGGUUCUGGUUUUGAUUCUGUUCUGUGGAUUUGUUUGAAGUUUAUUGUUAAUUUGUGCAAUAAAAAAGUUUAAUUGAAAUAAACAAAUGUAAGAGUGGUUUUGUCACAGAAUAAAUGCACAGAAUUAGGCAUUAUAAGGUCUCUCAUAAAAACACUGAAAGCAAAAGGGUUUUCAACACAUAAACCAUGAUUUUUUUUCAAAGUUAAGGUAAAAUAUAGGCUACAAAAGAUCCUAAAUAAAGAGCCGUUCGGGAGUCGAAAGAGCCGGCUCUUCUUUGGGAGCCGAGUCAAAAGAGCCGGCUCUCAGAAAAGAGCCGAACUUCCCAUCAUUACUAUUUAUUCUCACCCAGGCAUGUUUACCGAGCAACAUAUCAUUAGAACAUAAAAUGACAAAUGUAGAGAGUUUAUUUUGUACAAAUGUUGUGGCAUAAGUGUCGGGAGAGAAAAGUUUUGCUCCUCUCGAAAGUGAAACAAUGUAUGGGGAAACGAAUUAGCCUACCUUCACCUAAAUCUGUGUCUAGAAUAAAUGCAGGCAGUAGUAGACAGCCAUGCAUUAGGCUGUUUUGUUCAGUGGCGACCUGUCAUUCAGGGCAGGUGAGGCAGAGCCACACCAGUUUUGAGCUCCACCUGUUUAGCUAAAGAAAAUAAAGAAUUUUUGUUUUUGUUGUUGCCUGUUUUGCAUGUUAUUUUGGCAUUAAUACAUGUCACAUAUCAGUUUGCAAACAAUGUAAAAAAUGAUUUAUUUAGUUAAUAAAGCUGCAUACAAACAUGGUCUCUUUUUUGCUUUCUUGAGUAAGGCAGCUCCAAAAUGCAGGUGUUUCAAAUCAAAUCAAAUUUUAUUGGCCACAUGCGCAGAAUACAACAGGUGCAGACAUUACAGUGAAAUGCUUACUUACAGCCCUUAACCAACAGUGCAUUUAUUUUUAAUAAAAAAAUAAAAAUAAAACAACUAUAAAAAAGUGUUGAGAGAAAAAAAGAGCAGAAGUAAAAUAAAAUAACAGUAGGGAGGCUAUAUAUACAGGGGGGUACCGGUGCAGAGUCAAUGUGCGGGGGCACCGGCUAGUUGAGGUAGUUGAAGUAAUAUGUACAUGUGGGUAGAGUUAAAGUGACUAUGCAUAAAUAAUUAACAGAGUAGCAGCAGCGUAAAAAGAUGGGGUGGGGGUGGGGGGGCAGUGCAAAUAGUCCGGGUAGCCAUGAUUAGCUGUUCAGGAGUCUUAUGGCUUGGGGGUAGAAGCUGUUGAGAUGUCUUUUGGACCUAGACUUGGCACUCCGGUACCGCUUGCCGUGCGGUAGCAGAGAGAACAGUCUAUGACUAGGGUGGCUGGAGUCUUUGACAAUUUUGAGGGCCUUCCUCUGACACCGCCUGUUAUAGAGGUCCUGGAUGGCAGGAAGCUUGGCCCCAGUGAUGUACUGGGCCGUACGCACUACCCUCUGUAGUGCCUUGCGGUCGGAGGUCGAACAGUUGCCAUACCAGGCGGUGAUGCAACCAGUCAGGAUGCUCUCGAUGGUGCAGCUGUAUAAUUUUUUGAGGAUCUGAGGACCCAUGCCAAAUCUUUUCAGUCUCCUAGGGGGAAUAGGCUUUGUCGUGCCCUCUUCACGACUGUCUUGGUGUGUUUGGACCAUGAUAGUUCGUUGGUGAUGUGGACACCAAGGAACUUGAAGCUCUCAACCUGUUCCACUACAGCCCCGUCGAUGAGAAUGGGGGCGUGCUCAGUCCUCUUUUUUUUUCCUGUAGUCCACAAUCAUCUCCUUUGUCUUGGUCACGUUGAGGGACAGGUUGUUAUCCUGGCACCACACGGCCAGGUCUCUGACCUCCUCCCUAUAGGCUGUCUCAUCGUUGUCGGUGAUCAGGCCUACCACUGUUGUAUCGUCGGCAAACUUAAUGAUGGUGUUGGAGUCGUGCCUGGCCAUGCAGUAAUGGGUGAACAGGGAGUACAGCCUAGCUCAGUGCUUUCUGUGGUGAAGGGUCAGCCAGCGGAAAAUACAGAGCGUAGUCGUUGGUAAUCUUCUCUAGUUGCGCCGUGAUUGGCUCAGUGUUCUGUCUCAUGGGGACACUACGUCACCGCAAAAUCUACAGGGAGAGCUUGAAAGUUCAAGCCCCAUUUGGUGCUGCCAUAGAGUUACAUUAGAAGUGCCCAUCCAAGAAGGCUCAAGGUCAUUGGUCACAGAUAAAAUGAUGUCAAAUCACGUUAUAUGUACAGUAGCUUUGAUUGGACUGAUCAUGACAUCCUACUUUCAAAAUCUUAGCUAGCAAGCUAGACAAGCAGUCAUCAUGAAUCACGUCGACAAUCUACUUGCAAAUCCUUUUCAAGCCUUGUCAUAUGAAGAGAAAUUAUAGAUCAAACGUAUCGGUGCUCAUUGGCCAUUGGACAUGAACAUUACACAACAAGUUGGAAAGAAUCAGUGGCUCACUGCAAGCGUUGCAAAGCAAUCACUAUUUCACUUCCCCUGCCUGCUAUUCGGUGGAGAGGGUGUGUGGUCCAAGUCUGGGUUUAAGGGUCUCUUUUCCUAGCUUAAAAGGAUAAACAUUCACAGGCAACACCAUGUGCCAGAAAAGGUUGAAUACAUUGGCCAUGCUGUCAAGCCAGCAUGACUUCUGCCACGUUCAAAACAACUGGAAAUCUCAGACUUCAGUUAGUUCAAGACAACUGGGAACUCUGGCUUCUUUCUAGAGCUCCGACCUGACGAUCACUGACGUCAUGAUUCAACCUUGUUUUUUUCAGAGUUCCCAGUUGUUUUGAAAGCACCAUAAAUCCAGAGAAUGCCAGACUUUGAUGACAAAGUUUCAUGACAAAAUUUGCCCACAAGAAGGACUGCCACGCCUUCCUGUUCAAGUGAGAACAGCACAACUGUGAGUCCAAAAAUGUAUUUAUGAAAUAUGCCAGGGAGAUAGCCUAUGUAUACUGUAGCUAAGAAAGUAAUACUAAGUGUAUGUCGUGUAGUAAGCUGUUAGUAGCCCAUGUGCCUUACCCUAAUAAUUUGAUCCCUUUCCCCGAGUGGCGCAGCGGUCUAAGGCACUGCAUCGUAGUGCUAGAGGCGUCACUACAGACCCGGGUUCGAUCCCGGCCGUGAUCGGGAGUCCCAUAGGGCGGCGCACAAUUGGCCCAGCAUCGUCCGGGUUAGGGAAGGGUUUGGCCAGGGUAGGCCAUCAUUGUAAAUAAGAAUUAGUUCUUAACUGACUUGCCUAGUUAAAUAAACAUUGAAUAAAACAAUUACAAUAAAAAAUAACUUAGCCUACUGUUCUGACUUGGUUGUGCACAUGUAGUCUGUUUUAGAAAAUUGAUUUAAAUUGUUUUUUUCCUCAUCAAUCUACACACAAUAAUGAAAAAGCAAGAAAAGGUUUUUGGAAAUGUAUUAACAAAAAACGGAAAUAUCACAUUUACAUAAGUAUUCAGACCCUUUACUCACUACUUUGUUGAAGCACCUUUGGCAACGAUUACAGCCUCGGGUCUUCUUGGGUAUGACGCUACAAGCUUGGCACACCUGUAUUUGGGGAGUUUCUCCCGUUCUUCUCUGCAGAUUCUCUCAAGCUCUGUCAGGUUGGAUGGGGAGCGUCGCUGCACAGCUAUUUUCUCUCCAGAGAUUUUAGAUCGGGUUCAAGUCCAGGCUCUGGCUGGGCCACUCAAGGACAUUCAGAGACUGCCACCACCAUGCUUCACCGUAGGGAUGGUGCCAGGUUUCCUCCAGACGUGACGCUUGGCAUUCAGGCCAACGAGUUCUAUCUUGGUUUCAUCAGACCACAGAAUCUUGUUUCUCAUGGUCUGAGAGUCUUUAAGUGGGCUGUCAUGUGCCUUUUACUGAGCAGUGGCUUCUGUCUGGCCACUCUACCAUAAAGGCCUGAUUGGUGGAGUGCUGCAGAGAUGGUUGUCCUUCUGGAAGGUUCUCCCAUCUCCACAGAGGCACUCUAGAGCUCUGUAAGAGUGACCAUCGGGUUCUUGGUCACCUCCCUGACCAAGGCCCUUCUCCCCCGAUUGCUCAGUUUGGCCGGGCGGCCAGCUCUAGGAAGAGUCUUGGUGGUUCCAAACUUAUUCCAUUUAAGAAUGAUUGAGGCCACUGUGUUCUUGGGGACCUUCAAUGCUGCAGACAUUUUUUGGUACCCUUCUUCAGGUCUGUGCCGCGACACAGUCCUGUCUCGGAGCUCUAUGGGCAGUUCCUUCAACCUCAUGGCUUGUUUUUUGCUCUGACAUGCACUGUCAACUGUGGGACCUUAUAUAGACAGGUGUGUGCCUUUCCAAAUCAUGUCCAUUCAAUUGAAUUUACCACAGGUGGACUCCAAUCAAGUUGUAGAAACAUCUCAAGGAUGAUCAAUGGAAACAGGAUGUACCUGAGCUCAAUUUCGAGUCUCAUAGCAAAGGGUCUGAAUACUUAUGUAAAUAAGGUAUUUCUGGUUUUUAUGUUUAAUACAAAAAUUUAUAAUAACUUGUUUUCGCUUUGUCAUUAUGGGGUAUUGUGUGUAGAUUGAUUGAGGAUUUUUAUUUAUUUUAUCAAUUUUAGAAUAAGGCUGUAACGUAACAAAAUGUUGAAAAAGUAAAGCGGUCUGAAUACUUUCCGAAUGCACUGUAAGUAUAGCCAAUCUAUUUAGAACCUCCAGGGGCAUAGCUAAGCUGGUAAACUUAUUUUCAACCAACCUCCAUUUGGCAAUACUUUAUUCAUUUUGGAUUCGGAAGGCACUGGGUGUCUUAUAAACGCCUGUUUCCAGUUGCAGGUGGAACUCCGAUAACCAGAGAAUAAUCAGAACAAUAUUUAAACAAUUUUUUUGCACAGUGAGGAACUCCCUUUCCAAUUUAGCUGCCGGAGAUCUCGCAUUUCCCAACAUCUUUGCAGGAAGUAUUAAUUUCUAAGUGACACGGCCACAUGUAGAAGAAGAUGACAGCGCGACUCAGGGUGCGUUCGUAAAUUCACUCUGGCUAUCUACUCCGAUUUCAGAGCACUCUUGUCUGAGUGUGCCAGAGCGCAGAAUAACUGAGUAAUUAACGAAUGUGACCGGUGUCAGUCAACGUUGAAUAUGACCGGUGUCAGUCAAGGUCGGCAAAGAAACGUAAUUCAAUUCUUGACAGCAGCACAGUUACAGUCAACAACACUCUAGAUAACAUGAAAACAGCCUAACCAGCUCUGCUAAGGUGAGUAAAAUGGUCAGAAUGAGGUGUUCUCUCAUUUGUCUGGAAGUAGCUAGCACGCUAGCCAACUUUAGCCAGUUAGCUUGGUUGUGAGGUCGGAACGCUCGGAUCAAAAACGCUCUGAAUUUACGAUCGCCCAGAGCGCACUCAGGCACUCCAGAGUGAAUUUACGAACACACCCUCAAAUAACACAAAACAACGAUCUACACACAUGCCAGAGACAUUUCUCACUUGGUAUAAAAAGUGAAUUCAAUAUUUUUCUGAAGUCUCUUAUCGGAGUUCCACCUGCAACUGUUAAGAGGCGUUCAUAAGACCCUUUUAUGACACUGCAAUUACCAUAGGCUACCAAUUUCACAGCAAAAACAAUAUGUUAUUCAUAAUCUAUAUUUUAGGCCAUUUUGUAUUCAAUUGUAUCUAAUCCAUUUUUGAAAGAGUAGACCUAUUAUAUUUUACUGGGAUGCAUUGUGUGUUAAGUCCAAUAAUCAGUCAAAGGUAGGUAAUAGCCCUAUUUCUUGUCUCUUUUCAGUGUUUAAGUUUCAUCCUUUCUUCCCUCCAGACCUCCAGCAACUCACUCUUUCUGAAGAGGAGGUUAACCGUGGCCAACAGCACUGUGAGCAGGAAUGGCGUGCCAGUCUGGGGCCGGUGGAGUUUGAUGCCGUAGAGUCUAUAUGGGACUCUAUAAACAUCAUAACGGUAGAGAACCAAACAGAAUCUGAAGACGAGAGCAACAGAGAGUCCCAAUCAACCAGUGACUAUCAGCCCCCGUCUGAUGUAAAUCCAGACAGUGAAGGUGAUAAUGAAAAAGUGGAUGGAGUGGUGAGUAGAAUACCACCGUCAGGGUUAAAGCCUCUCAGAUCAAAGGGGGGAAGAAGACGGCCAAGGAAACACCAGUGA